AGAGAGCUGAUGUCACAAGUGCUUUGAGCAGAGAGCUUAUAAACUGUGACAGCCUGACAAACCAUCGAACUGCUCAACAGACAGACGAGGACGAAACGUUACACCUAGAAGUCAUCAGAAACACCAUGUAUCACCUGAGAGUGCCUGUGUUUCUCCUGGUGGCGCUUGUGUUGCUCCGCUGCAUCACAGCCGCUCCAAGUGUCAGGUACUUCAGACCCGGCUCCUCCGACGACGACGAGCAAGAAAAUGCUCAUCCAGACAAGGCGAGCAGGUCACUGCCUGAGCUAAACUUCGACCCGUUCCUCGGCCUCAUGGGCGCGCGGCUUCAGAGGGGGCUCACAGCAACGAACAGUCAUCAAUUACAGAAGAGAAAGUGCAACACAGCCACUUGUGUGACCCAGAGGUUAGCAGACUUCCUGGUCCGGUCCAGUAACACCAUCGGGACGGUCUACGUCCCGACAAACGUGGGCUCGAGCACCUACGGCAAGAGGGACCUACAGCCUCCCCCCGACUACCUGCCUUUCUAGUACAGAUACCCCAGUGACCUAAUGAUCAUGUCUUACAAUGAAUGUGAGAAUGUCGACUCCAAAAAAUGAUCAAAAAAAACAAAAAAAAUCAUUUGAUAAGCAUCAAGACUACAGUGCCUUUGAGUUAAGCCAUCUGAAUCCAUGUAUGUUUUCUUCCAGCUUUGUGAAUGUCGUAAAUCACAGCACUACUGAAAUGGAAAAAAAAAUUCAAAAAAUAGAAUAAUUAUAAAUUAUUCUGUCGGACAGAAGAAUUGUAAAGCCCUUUAAUAUGAAUCAUCUGAUAUGUUUUGAUAAUAAAAAUGUUGAA
Molecule: messenger RNA, 834 nt
Organism: Gambusia affinis (western mosquitofish)
Lineage: Eukaryota; Metazoa; Chordata; Actinopteri; Cyprinodontiformes; Poeciliidae
Product: calcitonin gene-related peptide
Exons: 4
Coding region: 126-527 (133 amino acids)
Cellular component (GO): extracellular region
Molecular function (GO): hormone activity
Source: RefSeq, a predicted model, not a curated record